AUGGAGGCUUUACUGGAAGGAAUGCAAAGGAAUGGGCCAGGGAGUGGUGGGUUCCUGACAUCCUGUGAGGCUGAGCUGCAGGAGCUAAUGAAGCAGAUCGACAUUAUGGUGGCUCACAAGAAAUCCGAGUGGGAGGGACAGACACAGGCCCUGGAAGCUUGCCUGAGUGCUCGGGAGCAGGAGCUUUCCUCUGCCAGGGCUGCUCUGCAGGAAAAGCAUAAGGAGGUUUGCAUGUUGCGUAGCCAGGUCGAAGAUGUGGAGAAAUCCAAGCAGGACAUGGUUAGAGAGUAUGAGCAGCAGCUGAAGAAUUUCCAAGAGGAGUUAUCCCAGCUGAGGAGGAGCUAUGAGAAGCUGCAGAAGAAAAAAACAAGGGGAAGCAGAGGAGAAGUUAACAAGGGAUCAGAGGAGGAGGAUUUUGAAUUGAGUCAUCUGACCAGGAAGCUGGAGGAGUUCCGUCAGAGGUCCCUUGACUGGGAGAAGCAGCGCCUGCGGUACCAGCAGCAGGUGGCAUCGCUGGAGGCACAGCGCAAGGCUCUGGCCGAGCAUUCUGAGCUCGUUCAGAGCCAGCUGGCCAAUCGGAAGCAGAUCCUGGACUCGGUGGAGCUGGCCAGCCGCUCGGAAAUCCAGCACUUAACCAGCAAGCUGGAGAGGGCCAACGACACCAUCUGCGCCCGCGAGCGCGAGGUGGAGAGGCUCAGCAUGAGAGUGGAUGACCUGACCGAGAGCAAACGGAUCAUCCUGGAAGAUCAGCAGAGGGUUGAAGAAGAAUUAAGGCAGUCCAAGAAGAAGUUAGAGGUGCUGCAGGAUGAGAAGAUGGAACUGAGAGCCACCUUGCAGUCUCAAGAAGAUUUCAUUGACAGCUCCAAGCUGCACCAGGAACAGUUACAGAAGGAGCUGAACAGAAUGACUGAAACUCUUCACACAAAAGAACUCUUCAUCAGGGCCAUGGAGGAACGCUUGCAAGGGAAGCAGUUCUGUUCUCCAGGGCUGGAGCUGGAGCACAUAUUGCUGGAGCUGGAUGUUGCCCAGAGGAAGGAACAGCGCUUGCAGGCAGAGGUGACUCGUCUGGAGAACAGCCUGGUGUCUUCAAAUGCCAGGUGUGUACAGCUGAGCGAGGAGCUGGAUGAGAGUGUCAGAGAGCUGCAGUCCACCCAAGGACACCAGUCGGAGACAAAGGCGCAGAUUUUAAAGCUGAAGGAGCAGCUCUCUCAUGCUGAACUGAGGCACAGCAGUGAGCUGGAAGGGAUGAGAAGGGAGAUCUCCAGGCUGACACAGGAGCUGCACCAACGGGACAUCACCAUUGCCACGGCAAGUGGCUCCACGUCUGACCUGGAGCAGCGGCUGAGGGCAGAGAUUGAAAGAGCAGAGAGGAAAGCUGCAGAGCACAGGGUCAUUCUGGUCCAGCUGGAAACCCUCAAGCAGGAAAACUGUCGCCUCUCCGAGAUGCUGGAGAAAGCAGAGAGUGGUGUGCUGGAGGGAGCAGAUGUCACCCUGAGACCACUCGCUGAAGACUACGCUGUUGAGCUGAGGAAGUUGAGGUCUGAGAACCAGCAGCUGCGGAAGGAUCUCGCAGAGACCAGGGCGAAACUGCAGGUCUGCCUGGAUGAGCCUAAGGGCACUGCUCAGCAGGGGCAAGGUGGAGAGCCUGAGACCAGGGAUGUGCAGUACAGGACAGCUCAGGAAGCACAGCAGCCUGAACAAGCAGAGGGAUAUGGGACUGCUGAAAGAGGAGCUGUGAGCCCUGAGACAGGUGAACCACCCUCCCAGACCAGCAGGAAGAACUGCAAGGAGUCACCUGCCUUGCUGGGAGCAGAGUCUUUGCACCAUGUGGGGGAUGAAAACAAAGAUUCUGCAGAUGAAGCAUCUAAGCAGCCUGUCUCGAGUCAUCAGAGAGAAUCUGUGCCCUUGUGCCCCUUGCCUACAGCUUCUGUUGGAUCCAUAGCUGCAAGGUUCCUGGAAGAAGAAGAAGUGAGAUCUCAGCACAUCCUGGAGUGCCUGAAUGCUCACAUUGAGGAGCUGAAAAAGCAGAGUGCAAAGAUAGUGAGGCGGUUUGAGCACCAGGAGUGA
This is a messenger RNA of Acanthisitta chloris (rifleman), 2067 nucleotides long. RefSeq names its product centrosomal protein 63kDa (gene CEP63). The transcript has 14 exons. NCBI's taxonomy places the organism in Eukaryota, Metazoa, Chordata, Aves, Passeriformes, Acanthisittidae. The record is from RefSeq and is a predicted model, not a curated record. Gene Ontology annotation, cellular component: centriole. Gene Ontology annotation, biological process: centriole replication; de novo centriole assembly involved in multi-ciliated epithelial cell differentiation. The coding region runs from base 1 to 2067 and encodes 688 amino acids.